AUGGCGUCAACAACAGGACUUACUCGGUCAACUUUUGCCAAACUUUCACCUCAUCCUUAUCUACUUGCCAACCUCAAGCCCUCUUCCAACGAUGUACGCCCGGCUCGAAGCAACGGCCGAGCAUCAGACGAGGUCCGCGCCCCAACAGUGAACGCUUCGAGUUUGUCCCACGCAAACGGAAGUGCCGUGGUGCGUGUGGGCGACACAACCGUCAUCUGCGGUGUGCGAGCUGAGACUAUCCUGACCCAAAACAUUCCGAGCUACCGCGCUGCCAAUACCGAAACCGAGUUGAAAGAGUACGACCUGCUUGUUCCCAACAUUGAGCUCGCUACAGGAUGCGCCCCUCAAUUUCUCCCUGGUGGCCCGCCAAGCACUCUUGCGCAGACUCUCAGCACACGGAUAUACUCUCUCCUCCACAGCUCCAAGAUUAUCCACCCCGAGGAUCUACGAAUAUGGCACACAGCACCCUCGGAAGACUUCGAAGCUGCCGAGGAUCGCAUGGAAGAGGAUGAUGCCGAGACAGUCAAUGAGAACCGGUCUGUUGUGGCUUACUGGGUACUUUACAUCGAUAUCUUCUUCAUUUCCUUUGACGGAAACCCAUUUGACGCCGCUUGGGCUGCCACCAUGGCCGCACUACGAGAUACAAAGCUCCCCGGAGCUCGUUUUGAUCUGGAUCGAGAGAUGAUCAUCUGCUCCCGCAAAGAUUCAAGGCCUCUCAGCAUCACCAGCAUUCCAAUCGCCUGCACAGCAGUCGUCUUCACUGGCAAGGAAACCGACCGACCCACCGACGGCGAGUUCUGGAUGCUCGUCGAUCCCGAUAGACUCGAAGAGUCACUUUGCGACGAGAGUGUGACAAUUGUGGUGGAUUGCAAGGACGACGAUGUCAACAUCUUGUCCAUUUCAAAGCACGGAGGAAUUGCCUUGACCCCUCAGUUUCUCACAUCAGAACAAUUCCUGGGCUGGGCGACGAAGCGAUGGGAACAGUUCAACGCGGCCAUUACUCAGUCGUAG
This is a messenger RNA of Fusarium pseudograminearum CS3096, 1011 nucleotides long. RefSeq lists its product as uncharacterized. The record is from RefSeq and is a predicted model, not a curated record. Gene Ontology annotation, cellular component: cytoplasmic exosome (RNase complex); nuclear exosome (RNase complex). Bases 1 to 1011 code for a protein of 336 amino acids. The transcript has a single exon. Gene Ontology annotation, biological process: U1 snRNA 3'-end processing; U5 snRNA 3'-end processing; U4 snRNA 3'-end processing. Lineage: Eukaryota; Fungi; Ascomycota; Sordariomycetes; Hypocreales; Nectriaceae.